UGACUAGAUUAAACUAAACCAUGAAGCUGAGUACGCGAAACGGUGUAUCCAUUCAUAAUGCCUCGUCCCCUUGCUUAACACUAAUCAGCGCCAAUCAUAAACACUUUGUUUAUUUAAAUUUUAACAUGCACGCUUGAUUGCUUAUCAUUUUGCAUUAAUAUUUUGCCUAGCAUCAGUCUGUCAACGCACGCCGAGACACCAAAACGUUGCCAGUAUUUUGAAUCGGUCGCUUAUUUCCGCGUGGAAAUCUCAGCCGGAAAAUCGAUUUUCCCAACAGUCUCGUGUACACUGUGACCGACCGGUUUGCCUUUUGUGUGUGCGCGAUACAUUUACAGGGGUUUCUUUGAUUUUCAAAAUUUUAAGAUGCUGACAGCCCAUCGAGCCAAUUAAAAACAUCGAUACGUAUACAGUAGAUGUAUAUGCCUGUGUCCUGACUUACUUGUUUUGACAAUAAUAUAUUAAUACUAAUUUUUAAUAAACAUGAACACAGAUGCAGAAAAUCAAGAAGCCCCAUUACCUGAUAUUAAAAAAAUAAAAGUUUAUAAAAUACGAUGGUUAAUUUUGGGCAUUUUUGUAAUGUUCUCAGCCUCAAACGCUCUCCAAUGGAUUCAGUAUUCCAUUAUAACAAGCACAAUAACAAAGUAUUAUAACAUUAGUGCCACAUGGGUCAAUUGGACUUCCAUGAUAUUUAUGUGUUUGUACAUUCCAUUUAUUUUCCCCGGAAGUUACUUGUUGGAUAGAUUGGGUCUAAGAAAUGCAAUUAUAAUAGGUACUUUUGGUACCUGCGCAGGCUCAUGGAUAAAACUUUGUUCCGUCGACCCAUCCAGAUUUUGGGUUGGUUUCCUUGGGCAAAGCAUUGUUGCCUUAUCUCAGGUCUUCAUUCUUUCUCUUCCUGCAAGAUUAGCAGCAGUAUGGUUUGGACCAUCGCAAGUAUCUUCAGCUUGCAGUAUAGGAGUAUUUGGAAAUCAGCUUGGUGUUGCUGUAGGAUUUCUUCUUCCAACAAUGAUGGUCGAUGGUACAAGAAGCACAGAAUUGAUUACGAAAGAUUUAUUUUCGAUGUUCCUAUGUGUUGCAAUACUUACUUCAGUCAUUUUAAUUCUAGUCCUAAUAUUUUUCAAAGAUGCUCCUCCAACUCCUCCAAGUUAUGCUCAAGCCCAACAAGAUGAACAAAUAGAUUUUGUAAAAUCUUUGAAAAACCUUAUACUUAACAGGUCCUACAUGUUUCUUCUUCUGGCGUAUGGUAUAAAUGUUGGAAUAUUUUAUGCAAUUUCUACUCUACUUGAACAAAUCAUCUUAAAAUAUUACCCGAAUGGAACCGAAGACUCCGGAAGAAUAGGUUUGGUAAUAGUUUUGGCUGGUAUGGUUGGUUCAGUUUGUUGUGGAAUUGUUUUGGACAAAUAUCAUAGAUUCAAAGAAACAACCCUGGCUGUUUAUGCCUUUUCCUUGAUUGGAAUGGUCGUGUACACCUUUACUAUAUCUGAAGGAAUAAUCGUGGUUUAUUUGGUAUCAGCAUUUCUAGGCUUCUUCAUGACUGGACUCCUUCCUGUCGGCUUCGAAUUGGCUGCAGAACUAACUUAUCCUGAACCGGAAGGAACAUCUUCAGGUCUUUUAAAUGCUGCUUCUCAGGUAUUUGGCAUUGCCUUUACCAGUCUGUACUCAGUCAUAUUGGAAAAUGUUAACGAAGUUUGGGCAAAUGCAACAAUGUGUGUCAUGCUUUUAAUCGGAACGAUUUUAACAGCCUUUAUUGGCAAAGACAUGAGAAGGCAGGCGGCUCAUUUGGAAAAAUAAGAAUUGUUAACCAUUUGUUACUGUUAUUUGUAAAAAAAAGAGUAACAAUAACAGUUACUGUUGUUCGUACAGUUUAAAGUAUUUAUUUUCUAAUACUAGUCAGAAUAUUAAUGUUAAACAUUUUUAAAUGUGAUUUACAAUAAUCAGUGUAAGAAUAAUUUAUUAAAAUUUAAAUAUAUCUUUGUAUAUAUAUAUAUAUACACAGCAAAAGAAUAUUUGCUAGAAAUUGAA
Messenger RNA from Brassicogethes aeneus, 2019 nucleotides. NCBI's taxonomy places the organism in Eukaryota, Metazoa, Arthropoda, Insecta, Coleoptera, Nitidulidae. The record is from the annotation of a GenBank genome assembly.